Alnus glutinosa is the source of this 2261-nucleotide messenger RNA. Its product is annotated as protein S-acyltransferase 24. Gene Ontology annotation, molecular function: palmitoyltransferase activity; protein binding. The transcript has 13 exons. Gene Ontology annotation, cellular component: Golgi membrane. NCBI's taxonomy places the organism in Eukaryota, Viridiplantae, Streptophyta, Magnoliopsida, Fagales, Betulaceae. The record is from RefSeq and is a predicted model, not a curated record. Gene Ontology annotation, biological process: protein palmitoylation. The coding region runs from base 266 to 2167 and encodes 633 amino acids.
AUCCUACGGAUAUUCAUAGGCAAGUGCUUUGGCUCCUCUCCUAUCCCCUGUCUCUCUCUCUCUCGCUGUCUCUCUCUCUCACAGUCAACCAAGGAGGAGGACGACGACCCAAGCCCUCUCUCUCUCUGCGUCCUUCCCAGAAAAGCCUAGGAGCCGCAUUGCCCGAUCUCCAAUACAUAAAAAAUUGCAAUAAGUAUACCCAACGAAAUCAAAUUCCUAUAUUUCAACCCCAAAUUCCUGAACGAUCUCGCAGUAAUUGCAGAAAAUGUCAUCGGAGAUCGAGGUCGUUGACGAGGCCCAGUCCCAAGACCACGAAUCGGCUUCGCCUUCGGCCGGGGCCGUCAGGGCCGACGGCGUUGGGGAGGAGAUGCUGCGCAACGAUGUGUACACGGCGGCGGCCUACGGGGAUUUGGAGAAGCUUCAGAGAUUGGUGGAGUGCGAAGGUUGCUCGGUGUCCGAGCCCGACGGCCUCGGGUACUACGCGCUACAGUGGGCUGCGCUCAACAACCGCACUGCCGCUGCUCAGUAUAUCAUCGAGCAUGGAGGAGAUGUAAAUGCAACGGAUCAUACCGGGCAAACGGCAUUACAUUGGAGUGCGGUUAGGGGUGCAAUCCAAGUUGCAGAGCUUUUACUACAAGAGGGUGCACGGGUGAAUGCCACUGAUUUGAAUGGCUAUCAGGCAACACAUGUUGCAGCUCAAUAUGGUCAAACAGCUUUCCUCUAUCACAAUGCUUCAAAGUGGAAUGCCGACCCUGAUGUUCCAGAUAAUGAUGGAAGAAGUCCUUUACACUGGGCUGCUUAUAAAGGUUUUGCCGACUGUAUUCGCCUUCUUUUAUUCCUGGAUGCAUAUAGAGGUCGCCAGGAUAAAGAGGGUUGCACUCCUCUCCAUUGGGCCGCUAUCAGGGGUAACUUAGAGGCAUGCACAGUGUUAGUACAGGCUGGCAAGAAGGAAGACUUGAUGGUGACUGAUAACACUGGACUUACGCCAGCGCAGCUUGCUUCUGAUAAGAAUCACAGACAAGUUGCAUUUUUCCUUGGAAAUGCUAGAAGACUCCUUGACAAGCGUUGUGAUGGGAACAGCCGCCUUGGGAAAAUUUCAAAAUUAGGACUUGCGCCAGGACUUUGGUGUUUAAUAUUUGUUCUAGUGGUGACCUAUACUCAUUCUGUCAUCAUGGCAUCAAAUCUGCCAAAAUUGACUGCGGGCUCUGGUCUCUUUGCAUGGUUGGGUGUUUUCCUAGCAAGUGCGGGACUCGUUAUGCUUUAUAGGUGUAGCAGCAAGGAUCCUGGUUACAUCAGAAUGAAUGUGCAUGAUGCACAAAAUAUGAAAGAUGAUGAACCGUUGUUGAAGAUAGAGAUAAAUAACCCUGCUUUGCUAGCUGGGAAUUGGUCUCAGCUCUGUGCAACAUGCAAGAUUGUCAGGCCUCUCCGUGCAAAGCACUGUUCCACAUGUGAUCGUUGUGUUGAACAAUUUGACCAUCAUUGCCCUUGGGUAUCCAAUUGCAUUGGCAAGAGAAAUAAAUGGGACUUCUUUGCGUUCCUCGUUCUAGAAGUUUUGGCAAUGUUGAUAACUGGUGCAUUUACUCUUAAAAGACUUGUGAACGAUCCACUUGCUCCACCUUCUUUUGGAGCAUGGAUCAACCACGCUGGUACUCAUCAUGUUGGUGCUAUAUCAUUUCUGCUUGUGGAGUUUUUCCUCUUCUUUGGUGUGGCAGUUUUAACAGUAGUACAAGCUUCUCAGAUAUCUCGCAACAUUACAACAAAUGAAAUGGCAAAUGCAUUGCGCUAUAGCUACCUUCGGGGCCCUGGUGGUCGGUUCAGAAACCCCUAUGAUCAUGGGAUCAGGAAGAACUGUUCAGAUUUCCUGAUCAAUGGCUACAAUGAAGAUGUGGAGUAUACGCAAGAUUCAGCUGACUCUGAGGGGAUUGGAAUGGUGCAUAUGUCAAGGAAUUCCAACUUACAAAAUGGGGAUGCCCGUUCUCAUCAAACUAAUGGCAAUGGCAAUGGCCAUGUUGUCAUCAAUGUAAAUUCUAACACCAACUCCCAUCCCGGUCAUGUUCAUUCUUCUCAUUGCAGCCACAGUAACCAUGGAAAAACUAAAACUGAUGGCACCCCGUUGGGCUUGGGUCUUGGUCUUGGACGGAGCGGUACACGCACAGUUACAGCCUAAUGAUGAUGUCUCAUUUUCUUUUGUAGCUGAAUUUGUGUUUGUAUUAUAUGCAUCACAUGAUUCUAGAUUCUGUAAUUCAAUUUAUUUUUGCUCU